AUGGCCCGAGCGCGGCUGGCGGCGCCGGUGCUGGCCGCGCUGCUCCUCGCCGCCCUGGGCGCCGGCGCAGGCGCCGAGGAGUGCGGCCAGAGCGAGUUCAGGUGCGGCGACGGGGCCUGCGUCUCCCUCGCCUGGGUGUGCGACGGCAGCGCCGAGUGCAAGGACGGCUCCGACGAGUCGCCGGAGACCUGCAGCUCGGUGUCCUGCAAGCCGGGCGAGUUCAGCUGCGGGGGCCGGCUCAACCGCUGCAUCCCCGCGUCCUGGCGCUGCAACUCGGAGCCCGACUGCGAGAACGGCGCGGACGAGCAGGACUGCCCCCCCCGCGCCUGCGCCGACGACCAGUUCCGGUGCCGCAGCGGGCAGUGCAUCAGCCUGGACUUCGUCUGCGACGAGGAGGAGAACUGCGAGGACGGCGACGACGAGCUCCGCUGCCCCCCGCCCACCUGCAACCCCCUGAUGUUCCAGUGCAACAACUCGUACUGCAUCCCCCAGCUGUGGGCCUGCGACGAGGACCCCGACUGCCCCGACGGCUCCGACGAGUGGCCCCAGACCUGCGGCCCCCGGCCGGGCCCCCCCAGCCCCUGCCCCCCGCUGCAGUUCCACUGCGGCAGCGGCGAGUGCAUCCACCAGCGCUGGCGCUGCGACGGCAGCCCCGACUGCCGCGACGGCUCCAACGAGGCCGCCUGCGUCGUGGCCACGUGCCGCCCCGACGAGUUCCAGUGCGACGACGGCACCUGCGUGCACGGGAGCCGCCAGUGCGACCGCGAGUUCGACUGCAGGGACAUGAGCGACGAGGCCGGCUGCGAGAACGUGACGGCCUGCGACGGCCCCCACAAGUUCAAGUGCCGCUCGGGCGAGUGCAUCACGCUGGAGAAGGUCUGCGACAAGAGGCGGGACUGCCGCGACUGGUCCGACGAGCCCAUCAAGGAGUGCGAGGUCAACGAGUGCCUGGACAACCGGGGCGGCUGCUCCCACAUCUGCAAAGACCUGAAGAUCGGCUACGAGUGCCUCUGCCCCGAGGGCUUCUGGCUGGCGGACGGGAAGCGGUGCGAAGACAUCGACGAGUGCCAGGAUCCCGAGGCCUGCGGGCAGCUCUGCGUCAACCUGGAGGGCGGCUACAAGUGCGAGUGCGGCGAGGGCUACCGCAUGGACCCCGCCACCAAGGCCUGCAAAGCCGUAGGCCCCGUCGCCUACCUCGUCUUCACCAACCACAACGAGGUGCGGCAGAUGACGCUGGACCGCAGCAACUACACCAGCCUCAUCCCCCACCUGAAGCACGUGGUGGCCCUCGACGUGGAGGUCGCCAGCGGCACCAUUUACUGGUCCGACCUCUCCAAGAGGAAGAUCUACCGCACCUCCGUGGACAAGGCGGGCGACGCCAGCCACCACGCCACCGUCGUCGGCGCCGGGCUGCGGGCGCCCGACGGCCUCGCCGUCGACUGGGUCCACGGCAACAUCUACUGGACCGACUCGCAGCUGGGCUCCAUCUCCGUGGCCGACGGCGCCGGCUCCAAGAGGAGGACGCUGGUCCGGGAGCCGGGCGCCAAGCCGCGGGCCAUCGCGGUGGACCCGCUUCACGGCUUCAUGUACUGGACCGACUGGGGCGCGGCGGCCAAGAUCGCCAAGAGCGGGCUCAACGGCGCGGACAACUUCGCCCUGGUGACGGAGAGCAUCGAGUGGCCCAACGGGAUCACGCUGGACCUGCCGUCGCAGCGCCUGUACUGGGUGGACUCCCGGCUCCACGCGCUCUCCAGCGUCGACGUGGACGGGGGCAACCGCCGGCUGGUGCUGGCCGACCCCCACGCGCUGGCACAUCCCUUCGGCAUCACCGUCUUCGAGGACACCGUGUUCUGGACCGACGUCAACAACGAGGCCAUCUUCAGCGCCAACCGCCUGACGGGCGCCCAGGUGAAGACCGUGGCUGAGAACUUGUUCUCCCCCGAGGACCUGGUCCUCUACCACGCCCUGAAGCAGCCCGCAGGCGAGAACCGCUGCGGGGGCGGCAACGGGGGCUGCGCCUACCUCUGCCUGCCGGCGCCCCGCCUCUCCCGCCGCUCGCCCCGCUACACCUGCGCCUGCGCCGACGGCCAGCGCCUGGCGCCCGACGGACGCGCCUGCCUCCCAGGCGCCUCGGCCCCCACCACGGCGACGGCGGCGACGGCGACGACGACGACGACGACGUCCCCGGCGCCCGGCACCACCGCGGCCCGCGCGCGGCCCCGGCUGCCCAUGCGCGGCCCCGGCCUCCCCGGCACCACCGCGGCCAGGGGCACCGCCGCCACCACCCCGCCCGCCGAGAGAGGCGUCGCGGCGGAGAGCACGGAGAAGCGGACGGGCCCCGCGGCGCUCUCGGUGGUGCUGCCCCUGGUGCUCCUCAUCCUCGUGGCCUUCGGCGCCUUCCUGGUGUGGAAGAACUGGCGGCUGAAGAACACCAACAGCAUCAACUUCGACAACCCCGUCUACCAGAAGACCACCGAGGACGAGAUGCACAUCUGCCGCAGCCACGAGGGCUACAGCUACCCCUCGCGGCAGGCCGUGAGCCUGGAGGACGACGCAGCCUGAUAACGUCCCGAUUCCUCCCUCCCCGCCGCCGCGCUCGGCGCGCCCCGGCACCCGUCGUCUGCCGGCCCACAGAGGAGGACGGGGGCCGGCCGGGGCCCCGGCGCUCCCCGGCGCGAGGCCGGGACGAGGACGCGAAGGGGCCGCCGAGGCGGGAGGCGCGGGCGAGUGCCGUCACCCGCUGCGGCCCGGCGCUGCCGCCUCGCUCGCGCGCCCGCCCGCCAUCGCCGCGGGGCACCGGCCCCCGGGACUCGCGGCCGCCGCCGGGGCCGAGCGCGGGGCGGUUGUGCACAGCCGGGUGCGGCUGUGCGUGGUUGUGCGUGUUGGCACAGUUGUGUGUGCCUGUGCGUGGUGGUGUGCGUGUUGUGUGCGCUUGUGCGAGCUGAGCCGUGUGUGCGUGCGUGCGUGUGUGUGUGUGUGCAUGUGUGUGUGUGUGUGUGUGUGUGCGUGCGUGUGUGUGUGUGUGUGCCUGUGUGCGUGUGUGUGUGUGUGUGUGUGUGUGUGUGCGUGCGUGUGUGUGUGUGUGUGCCUGUGUGCGUGUGUGUGUGUGUGUGUGCGUGUGUGCGUGCGUGUGUGUGUGUGUGUGCCUGUGUGCGUGUGUGUGUGUGCGUGUGUGUGUGUGCGUGUGUGUGUGUGCGUGUGUGUGUGUGUGUGUGUGUGUGUGUGUGUGUGUGGCCGGGUGGCGUGCCGCUGCCCGGCACCACGGCGUUUCUUUUUUGCCUAAACUGUGAAAAAAAACCCAACAAACGUGGCCUUCUGCUGCGGGGGCGGCGGGUGGGCUGGGACCACGCGGGCCCCGACACGCCGGGGGUCCCUCGCACGCUGGGGGGGGGGUCCCUCGCACGCCGGGGGGUCCCUCGCACGCCAGGGGUCCCCCGCCCGGCAGCACCGCGGUGCCUCACGGUUACACGUCACGGACACGGUAAAUACACUGUAUUUAUUUCUC
This is a messenger RNA of Dromaius novaehollandiae (emu), 3505 nucleotides long. It is a transcript of the gene LDLR, whose product is annotated as low density lipoprotein receptor. The record is from RefSeq and is a predicted model, not a curated record. Gene Ontology annotation, cellular component: plasma membrane. Bases 1 to 2562 code for a protein of 853 amino acids. The transcript is spliced from 18 exons. Gene Ontology annotation, molecular function: protein binding; calcium ion binding. Lineage: Eukaryota; Metazoa; Chordata; Aves; Casuariiformes; Dromaiidae.